UGAAUGAAUCCUCGCUGGAUAUAAAUACACCACAUACAGGUACAGAGUAAAUAAAACUGAAAAAACCUGAGGUGACAGAACCAGUUGGCAUGUUUAUGGGUCCUGGCAUAUCUCAGGCUCCAUCUCUCCUGCUUUAUCACACCGCUCACCCAAUCUCACCGUCUCUCGCUCUUAACCCCGGAUUACCGCCCGCAAGAGAGAUCACAACACCCAAUCACAGACCACGGGACGGAUUAAGAGCCAGAGAGACAAUCUCUCACGAGGGAUUCUUAGAAAAAUUUGUAAAGAACAGUCGGGAAAUUCAUAGUUAGACAGUGGGCAGAGGGGAAAAAAGAGAGGGAGGGUUGCCAAACAGCGGUGAGAGAGAGAGAGAGCACUUAUGCAAGAGAGGCAUCAAAGAGAAUUCAGUCAGACUGUGUUUAUACGGCUCGCUCCGUUGAUGUGGUGAAGAGUUAUAAUCCUGAAGAACAGCGGAGCGUUUCGUCUUCACCAUGCACAUCCUCCAAUCCCACUGCGUUAUCAGGUGGCUCGAUGGCCCGAAAAGGAAGAGAAAGAACAGCCAGUGUUCGGUGAAGAGCAUGUCUGGGUACAUCCCCAGCUAUCUGGAGAAGGAUGAGCCAUGUGUGGUGUGUGGGGACAAAGCGACCGGCUAUCACUACCGCUGCAUCACCUGCGAGGGCUGUAAGGGAUUCUUCAGGCGCACCAUCCAAAAGAACCUCCACCCCUCUUAUUCCUGUAAAUACGAUGGCUGCUGCAUCAUCGACAAGAUCACCCGCAACCAGUGCCAGCUGUGCCGUUUCAAGAAAUGCAUCGCCGUGGGCAUGGCCAUGGAUCUGGUUCUGGACGACUCCAAGCGUGUUGCGAAGCGGCGCUUGAUUGAGGAGAACCGCGAGAAGAGGAAGAAGGAGGAGAUGGUCAAAUCCAUGAAGAAUCGGCCAGAACCCACCAGCUCAGAGUGGGAGCUGAUCCGUAUGGUGACAGAAGCUCACCGCCACACCAAUGCACAGGGCUCUCACUGGAAACAGAAACGCAAAUUCUUGCCGGAAGACAUCGGACAGUCUCCGGUGGCCCCCACGUCAGACGGGGACAAAGUGGAUUUGGAGGCCUUCAGCGAGUUUACCAAGAUCAUUACCCCAGCCAUCACACGUGUUGUUGACUUUGCCAAAAAACUGCCCAUGUUUUCGGAGCUGCCUUGUGAGGAUCAGAUCAUCUUGCUGAAGGGCUGCUGUAUGGAGAUUAUGUCCUUACGUGCUGCAGUUCGAUAUGACCCGGAAAGCGAGACCUUGACCCUGAGCGGAGAGAUGGCUGUCAAACGAGAGCAGCUAAAGAAUGGAGGGCUGGGCGUUGUGUCUGAUGCCAUCUUUGACUUAGGCAAGAGUCUGGCGCAGUUCAACCUGGACGACACAGAGGUGGCCCUGCUGCAGGCCGUGCUGCUUAUGAGCUCAGAUCGAACAGGCUUGACGUGUGUGGAGAAGAUCGAGAAGUGCCAGGAGAUGUACCUCCUAGCGUUUGAACACUACAUCAACUAUCGCAAGCACAACAUUCCCCAUUUCUGGCCCAAGCUGCUGAUGAAGGUGACGGACCUGCGCAUGAUCGGAGCCUGCCACGCUAGCCGCUUCCUGCACAUGAAGGUGGAAUGCCCCACUGAACUCUUCCCCCCACUUUUCCUGGAGGUCUUCGAGGAUCAGGAUGUGUGACGUCCCAGCGAGCCACGGCAGGAGAAUCAGUGACGUUUUGUAACCCGUGUUCCUCUACCCGUCUCACCCCCCUCCACGCACCAAACUCACCAGCAGCAGCUGCACUGGCAGGGGUCAUCCUCAGAAAGGCUUUCAUACGGGGGUUUAAGUCGACGUUUUUUUCUUUGCUUCGAGAAGACUCAGCCCUCUCUCAUCCACUAAAUUCCCCACGCGUGGCCCUUCUGUCUCGGCAUGAUGUCUUAUACUGGUUUACCAACACCUUAGACACAGAAUAUACAUCUACACACACACACUCCUGUAAGUGUGCUUACAGAUGCAGUACUCAUGAUGAGCUUGAAUGCAUUUGUACAUGUACAGACUGCACUACUGUCACGCCACCACUGGAGGUGCCCUCUGCUAAGACUGGAUGGCAGCUGGCAUAUAGAUUCCUCCGCCAGGUCGUGAAGUGGUCAGUCAAUCUCAGCGUUCUUGUGAGAUUAACCCCCGUUAUCUCAAGCUAACACGGAUCUUCUUUAACAGACCUCAUGAUUCUUUUCGAUAUUGAGCCUGUGUGUGGAGCGGGAGGAAUUUUUUUAACCAAAUCAGGUGCUAUAUUUAAAUAAAGCUACUCAAAAUGAUUUGGGACUUUUUGAGAACACACCCCCCUCCCUUCUCUGUAGGACACGGACCGUUGAAAGCUCUCGGUCGCCAUUUUAGUGCUCAUUCAGGGGUGCCGCUCGGCAACUUUAUGUGCGGUUCAUUCUUGCCGUUGUCUGGGCUUAUUUGUGGGCUCCUCGAGCCCCUCUUUGUCCUAGGAAAGUCACGCAGAGAGAUGGAAAUCCAGGCACCCCUACACCUCCAAUCCGCACUGAUUUGUGUGUUUUACAGCUGUCGGGAGGGAGCCAGUAUUACCGUACUCCCAGACCCAGCACACACACAUACACAAAAAUGUACUAAAACACACCUCAAAACUAGAAUGCCUCAUUUUUACUGUAUGCACUGCAGUGCUGUAGUUCUGGACUCCCAUGCAGGGCUUUGAGAGUUCAGUCCAGCCCAUCUGUGUUCCGCUCAGAUGCUACUGUUGCCCAGUCUGCGCGAACACUCGCGCGCACUCCUGACGGGCUACAGCGGACUGGCUAUCGUUGAUGUUUUUUCUUUGUGUUGUUUUUGUUUUACCUCAAAUGUGGGCACACCUCUGGCUGGCUGUGGCUCCAAGACUGCCUCUGUGCUGGCAGGUUCUACCUCACCUCUGGACACAGGGCAGCUACCCUCAGCCACACACACACACACACACACACAUAUUUACACACACUUACACACACACACUCGUGUUCUCACACACUGACAGCCAGGAUAGAAACACUCGCAGACACAGUUUCUUCUCAGUUACGUUAAAAUACCACUGUAGACAGGAGGGCCUGCCAUUCCUCAUCGUAGCCUGUCAGAUUUCUCGGAGGUCUCUUCACUCUGGACUGAGAGAAAAAACAAUUCUGGAUGGGCUUUUUUUGUUUCAUGUUUUUCUUUUUGUGUGGGACCAAGUGUCACUUCGAUUUCCGACAGAACGGAAGCCAGUUUUCAGCAGACGGCAAACUAAACCGUAUAUGCCGCUGACUACGAAGAGGAGGCGUGGAGAGAACUACAGAUGAAGGACCCGAUGUGGCCAGGCCUGAACCAAAUGGGUUUUUCAAUACCAAGCAGUAAUUCGCAAACGGAACUAGGGGUUGGCUGGUUUCUUCAGGGUGGGGCAGAGGACAAGGGGAAGCUAGCAGUUGAAUGAGAGCACUUAGCUUUGGAAGAGCCAAAUCUUCAGAGGCGAUUGAACCCCUGGCACCUACUAAGGAGUUUUUGCACUAAGGCAUGAUGGGUCCCACCCUCCAGCUCCUCCAGCUCAGUCGCAUGUUUUCCAAGGACACGCCCCCAACCUCUCUGUCAAACAGAGGCCACACCUUCAUGUGCUCCUGAGCACACCCUCAGAGUCAGUAUUAAGUCGAGCAACGUCCCGGUCGUGUUCUUUCUCAACAAAUGACGAAACACUUCAAAUCAUGAACAGACCUCUGUGUCCCCGCCCCCUCGAAGCCAGAAGUGGCUUGAGAUGAACACCCGACAGAAACGGGCCUGUCCUUUGUGAGACAAAGGAGCGGCCAAGCCAUGCAAAGAAUGGCAGCACCGAGUGAAUGUGAACGAGGAGCAGCAGAAUGAAAGAGCCAGGACGAGGAGGCGCUCUAUAAUGAGGUUGCAAAGGAAGGCAGCCAAUCAGAACGAGAGGAACUGUCAGCGUUCCGUAAACACCCAGCAUGGAAUUCCAUCUUGGAACAGGAGCGGUGCAGCGGCGGAUCCGAAUGGCUGAUGGAGUGAACGCAAGGGUUUCGAUGCUGCUUUACCUUCUAAUUUUAUUUGAGAGAGAUAGAAAAAAAUAAGAUAUAAUAAAAGAAUUACAAACCCAGAAAACAAAUAAAAAAAUGACUCCAGAACAAAGAGUUCAAAUCUCGGAGCUUGAGCUGUUCGUUUCUUUCUUUUUGUUUUGAACUGAAAUGUGUGUGUUCGUUUUCGAUGCUUAACUGCUCUAUGUAAGAGAGAAAAACAACAGCCGUAGUCACUUUUUGACCAUGCGUGCAGUGUAAACUAGAGAAUUUCACCUCUUUUUCACCUCACUAUAGUUUGUAAUGAUAAGUCGACUGCUCUGUUUGUCUGUGUAUCUGUCCUUCGUCUUUUUAUCAAGAGGAAUUUACAAGAAACAGGAAUAUUUUCUUUUUUAUAUUUUGUUUUCUUUUUUUAUGAAAGAAGACUUAGAAAAAACCAUGAGAAAUAAUGCAACAGAAACUGAAGAGAAAAAAAAAACUGAAACACAAUCUACUCAUACCUCACACAACACAAAGCUUAAAUGAACUUGAGAGGAGUGCUUAUCUGCGUGGCACUUGUCAAAGUGCGUCCAGUGCAUGUGUUGAACUGUACGAUGGGGUGUAUGUGCGCAUGAGCGUCGUGCGAUCGCGGAAGCACACGGCCCCCUACUUCGGCCUCGAAAGCCCAUCUGUUUCAGAUUUGCACCAGUUGCAUGCAUUUGCGAACGGUGUCGCCUGCGCUGAUGUGACGGGCCUUGAUGGGAGCGGACGGGAUGCGGUGUGGCUGGAAGGCUGGAAAGGGAGUCGCGUGCAUCCGUGACAGCAGAGAGCGCUUCAUGGUAUUGAAUGUAGCUGACAGGACUGGGCUGGAACCGAGCCCGGGAACUAGAACCUCACUUCAGGUCACCAGCAAGAGUGGACAGUGCUGUCAAAAUGAUGUUACACAAACAGCUUACUAAGCGUAUAUUGCCCGCCUUCAAGGUGCAAUACUUGUGUUUUGUUUUGUUUCGUUCUUCUUUUUUGUACUUUACUUUUUUUGGCCAUAACCAAGGAUGUAAAUACAAAACGAAAAGAUAUUGAAAGAUUAAAUCACUAUGUGUUAACCAUAUGCAACCGUCACAUACUGGAUGUCAAGGCCAGAUUGCGUGAGCCCGUGUGCCGGCUGAUCCCACCAUUUUUGUAAAGUAAAUCUGCUUACGUAGCUCUGUAAAUGCUUCUCACAUCUGUACGUGUGCUUUUGUGCACUCGCAAACGUGCAUGUUCGAUACAAAUAUGAAGAAGAAGUGCCCCAUGAAAUUAACAAUCCAACCCUGUGCCUCCGCAACCCUCUGCCCCGCACUCAAACCGCUCUUUCCGACAGGGUAGCUAGACGUAGGUCAGAUUGCUGGUAGAGACGUAGGUGGGUAUGGUACCCAGAAGCACUUAGCUGGCCUCGCUACUGCCAAUCAGUUUCCUCAGAGAACAGUAGAUAUUGGUUUUGUUUGCUUUGGUGGUGGUUUAGUUUUGUUUCUCGCCCUUUUUUACCAAAUUUUGUGUACUAUCUCUUUUUUUUCUGUAGAGGACGACAAAAAUCGCCCAGAAGCAAGAAUGUCUAUGCAAUGCUAAACCCUCUGAUAGCAUGAUGACUGUGUCAUUGAGCCCUGAUUAGCGGACAUGUCUCUUUCUGAACACUCCCCCUCCCAAAGUCCCACCCACCGCAAUUGCAUGAGCCUCAGUCAGUUUGUCUGUUCAUCAGUCAGUGUCAUAGUCAAGGCAAGGAUGGCCCUAACUGCUGCCUGAGACCUGCUUUGUCAAACCUCACAAACAUUUGAGGCCACUAGUUCAACUUUCCACCAACGAUGUCAUCCGCUGUCGAGAGACUGCAUUUGUGUUUCUAUGUAUGUGUUUGCGUCGAAUGCUCUCAUGGUUCGGUGGAUUGGUACUACCUUUUUAGAAACAAAACUGCAUUUCAUACAUUGAGAAUGAAAAUAUCAUUAAUAUCCUUUUGUCCCUCUCAGCUGUGGUAUCUCAAAGUCAGUCAGUUUUAAAGCUGAAGUGUGUUUAGUUAUUAAUAUUCAAAAUCAAGUGGUUUAAUGUUAAAUUGCAGAGAGAUUACUAUAAGUAAGCCAUUUCUAGGCUGAUUUCACCAAAAAGUGUAAACACUGUGUCUCUGAGGCAUUUUCAAAACAUUUCACUGGCCCGGCAACAACUCAGCCAAUGGCGUGAGUUUGAGGCGGGGCUGUCAGCUUUAUCCAGCCAAUAGCAGAGGAGAGGAGUGUUUUGGAAACCUGCAGUUUCAUUUAAUGACACUAGUGGCACACAAAUCACACUUCAGCUUUAAUACAGUUUGCGAAUCCCCAACUGAACGAAAGAAGCGCAGUAUUUUUGAACAUUUAAAUUUAAUUGGCCGCCCUCAGCACUGUGAUGUCACCGCCCUCAUUUUCGCUGUCCUUUGAAGUUGAAUGUGAGUAUCUUCAUAUGAUUAGACCGUGCUUGUGAGUAUGUAAGAAGUGCUCAUGUGCAAAAUGCACCCAGCCAUGAGAGUGUGAGCAGAGAGCGGGGAUGAUGUCCAUACCACAGCUGUUUUAAAUGAGACUGGAAAGGAAAGCUAUUGAAGGAUUCUCUCAGGUAUCAACAAAAUAAAAAAAAGACAAAAAAAGGAAAUAUAACAAACGUUUUUUUAAAUAAAUGUUGAAAAAUUCCAGCCAUGCCUUCUUGUUAGCUCAUCAUUCUUUGCUCUCUGAGUUGAAGAUGUGCUUUCGGUGUUCUUGUCCUGUGGUCUUCUUUUCUUAAGUCUUCAUCAGUCUCUCUUUCUGCCACAUACACACACAUUUCUCCUGCACUCUUGGGGCUGCUUCAAAGGGAAGAUUGUGAAAACCCUGGUGAGAACACAUGUAUGCUUAUCUAAACAUUAAGGCAGCAAGCCUUCAUAUUUCUGCAAAACAUAGUUUUGAUAUACAAGCAUGCAGUGGGUCCAGACCCAGUCAAACCUGUCCUACUUAAAGGUGCACUCAGUAUUUAUAUUUUUCUGAAGCGCUUAUGUAACAUCCAUGUUGAAUGCAUACUGACACCUAGUGGUGUGGAUGAAAUGUAAUGCUUAUAUUUUAACGACAGAUACUGUCAGAAUGCGCUAUUUGCUGUCAGACAUUAAUUUAUUCUGUGAAUGAAUGUUUUCGACAACAGGUUGAUUUAAGGGAUAGUUUAUCUAAAAAUGAAAAUUCUGUUGUUACUUACUCACCUUUAUGUCGUUCCAAACCUAUACGUUUUUUGUUCAACUUUGGAACACAAAUUAAGAUCAGAGAGUUUUCUGACACUACAUAGACCAGGGGAUUUCAAACUGGGUUCUGUGACGCAAAGCCAGGAGGUCUGCAAAAUUAUUUCCAAAUAGGCAGUAUCUUCAUUUUUAGGAGGAGUUUCACAAAGGCUGAGAUGGCAAGCGCAUUUUGUGUUCUUUAUUUUACAAAAGUACAACGUUUCACUGUUAUUUUGAAGUUACACAAAUUUUAAAUGAUAUCUUACUUUUAACUGAAGGAUAUUUUUUUUUCCACUGAUAUUAGGAAUCCAAGUGUUCACGCCGGCGCCUCCCGCACACAUAUCGGUUCUAGCAUUGUAAACUUGAUAUAUAAACUUGUACACUUUGAGACAACUAAACAUUCAAAAGGUAUUUGGUUGACUCAGUUUAACUUGUACAUUAUGUAGGUUUUGCCAGUCAGUUGUGAGCACUGCAAUGCUGUGGUGUUUUUCCAAACACUUUUUUUAGCGUAUGUAAAGGAUGCUGUUUUAAGCAGAUAUUCGUACACAAAAGAACCACACUAGCGUCUAAACAGUUUAAUAAUGAAAAUAAUUCAUGCUGAAUGAGAGGUUCACUUUUAAAUAGCUUGUAAAUGCCUAUGCGCAUUUUACUUUCACUUUCACUUUCUAAUUAGCAACAGUUCUGUCAGUUGAUUGAAUUGACAACAACAAAACCGUGACACCUCUGUGUAGUAGGCCUAUAGAACCGAACCCUGACUUUCUGAACCAUUACACCCCUAAUAUAUUUAUGUUCUGCUUUGAAUGCCACUAAAUUAAAAUGAUUCGGAGGGAGAGGAAAUAAAAUACACAUUAGUGUUUGUCUAGUUUCCUAACGUUUGUUUUAUUUAGGCCUAUUAGUAUUUACAUUAUAGGAAAAUGCGAUUUACAUGCGAUUUGUGUUUUUUCCCCCUGACCUGGUGCAACUUUUCGGAAAAUAUGGCAAAUUUAAUUAUAUUAUGCUGGAAAAGAACAUAUACAAUGGGGACCAUUUACACAAUCAUACUAUGUAUAUUAUUCCCACCCACAAUAAACUUUAGCCUUAAACGCUGUUAUAACUUUGAGGGUGUCCUUGGAAAAUCCUCUCCCCUAAAAGGGGUCCCUGGCUCCAAAAAGUUUGAAAACCCCUGGCAUAGACUAUUUUAUAGGACUAUAGGACUAUAAACAUGUGCUUACUACCUUUCUGGGACUUCAACGUGUCAGUUGCGUUGCUGUCUAUAGAUGGUCAGAAAGCUCUAAUUUCAUUAAAAAGAUUUUCAUUUGUGUUAGGUCAUAUGGGUUUGGAAUGACAUGAGGGUGAGUAAUUAAUGACAGAAUUUUCAUAUUUGGGUGAACUAUUCCUUUAACAACACAAAGUGAAUAGCAUUCAGUAGGUCAUAUCUUUUCAAAAUGGCUUUAAUGAUACAUGUACACUGAUUUAAACAAAUUUCAUAUACUUCUGUAUAAAAGUGUUCUUUUUAUAAUCAUGAAAAAGUGCACCUUUAAAAUAUCUGAACAAAUUACAAGUACGCAAUACAUUCAAAUGGGAGUGAAACAUGACAAUACUUUUCAAAAAAAAAAAAAAUUCUCAUCACCUGUUUCCAUAAAAGUGAAAAGUGACUAACCUUACAUGAAAAAGGAGAUGUUUAAUCAUGUGAUGACCAUCAUUUUUUGCUGACAUUUGUGUUAUUGGUUUGGAAUUGUGCUUGUGUUUUCUGUGUGCAUGCUCUUGUGCUGUGAAUAUAUGUCUGCUGGUGGAUGUGAGUGAGUUUGUGUUUUUUUUGUGCUUUUUGUAUUGACCACGCGGCUGGAUUUGCUGACCCCUUGGACACGCUUUGAGGCUCUAUUGAUGCAGUAAAGAAUCAAAUAUUUGAAAUUAAUAUUUUCUCAAGGAACAUAGCAGUUCACAUUGAGUAUAUGGUGUCAAGUGGGGAAGUGGAGAAUAGCAGAAAGGGAAAUGAGGUCAAUAAUUUGUUUUUAGGUCUAUCUUUAAAUAGAAUCACUAAUGAUUUUCCUGUUGCUAAUGAAGAACUAUUCCACCUUUUUUUUUUUU
Messenger RNA from Labeo rohita (rohu), 9314 nucleotides. RefSeq names its product thyroid hormone receptor alpha b (gene thrab). Gene Ontology annotation, molecular function: RNA polymerase II cis-regulatory region sequence-specific DNA binding; zinc ion binding; nuclear receptor activity. The record is from RefSeq and is a predicted model, not a curated record. Bases 492 to 1697 code for a protein of 401 amino acids. NCBI's taxonomy places the organism in Eukaryota, Metazoa, Chordata, Actinopteri, Cypriniformes, Cyprinidae. The transcript is spliced from 8 exons. Gene Ontology annotation, biological process: thyroid hormone receptor signaling pathway; cell differentiation; positive regulation of transcription by RNA polymerase II.